AUGUCGGACCAGAACAACCAGCAAAAAGGCUUCUUUGGCACCGCUGCAAGCGGUCUCGGAAACACGCUAGGCGCAGCAACGAACACGGUCGGAAAGGGCGUCCAGGGCGUUACUGAUGCCACUGGUAAUGUUGUUGCUGCCGGUGGUAAAGGGCUUGGCGAUGCUGUGACGGGAGUUACGCAGGGUGUUGGGGAGACUACUAAAGCGGCUGGUAACUUUGUUGGCGAUACGACGAAGGCUGGGGGUAAGAGCGUGGGUGCUGAGCAGAAGGGUCAGAAUUAG
This is a messenger RNA of Alternaria burnsii, 282 nucleotides long. RefSeq lists its product as uncharacterized. Bases 1 to 282 code for a protein of 93 amino acids. The record is from RefSeq and is a predicted model, not a curated record. The transcript has 3 exons. Lineage: Eukaryota; Fungi; Ascomycota; Dothideomycetes; Pleosporales; Pleosporaceae.